AUGGUCCAGGCCUACCGCCAGCGCAUCGUGUCGGGCGAGGUCACCUUCGAGGCCCUGGCCGCCACCGAGAGCCACUGCAGCAGCGCCAAGCGCGGCGGCGACCUGGGUCCGUUCGGCCGCGGCGAGAUGCAGAAGCCGUUCGAGGACGCCACCUACGCGCUGGCCGUCGGCGAGGUGAGCGAGCCCAUCGACACCGCCUCCGGCAUCCACAUCAUCUUGAGAACCGCCUGA
Molecule: messenger RNA, 231 nt
Organism: Acanthamoeba castellanii str. Neff
Lineage: Eukaryota; Discosea; Longamoebia; Acanthamoebidae
Product: peptidyl-prolyl cis-trans isomerase, parvulin-type, putative
Exons: 1
Coding region: 1-231 (76 amino acids)
Cellular component (GO): cytosol; nucleus
Molecular function (GO): peptidyl-prolyl cis-trans isomerase activity
Source: RefSeq, a predicted model, not a curated record